Botrytis byssoidea is the source of this 246-nucleotide messenger RNA. RefSeq lists its product as uncharacterized. The record is from RefSeq and is a predicted model, not a curated record. NCBI's taxonomy places the organism in Eukaryota, Fungi, Ascomycota, Leotiomycetes, Helotiales, Sclerotiniaceae. Bases 1 to 246 code for a protein of 81 amino acids. The transcript is spliced from 2 exons.
AUGUCGAAGUCUACACGCGUAAAGAAUUUGUGGCAGAUGUCUCAGCCCUCACAUUAUUGGCGAGCAAUUGCAUUUCUAUUGAGCCACGGUGGUCCAAAACACCAGCUGAACACUGAGAGGAGAUUCAUCGUAGACUCAAGAACGCCAUUCGCAUGGAUAGAGUUGAGGGGCUUAAUGCAAUACUUGGCAGUCCAUUGUCGGAUUGCUCUGUCGUUAGCACAAUUUAUUGAGGCAUACGAAGUCUAG